Messenger RNA from Synchiropus splendidus (mandarinfish), 19300 nucleotides. Its product is annotated as G-protein coupled bile acid receptor 1-like. The coding region runs from base 17843 to 18865 and encodes 340 amino acids. The transcript is spliced from 4 exons. Gene Ontology annotation, cellular component: membrane. The record is from RefSeq and is a predicted model, not a curated record. Gene Ontology annotation, biological process: G protein-coupled receptor signaling pathway. Lineage: Eukaryota; Metazoa; Chordata; Actinopteri; Syngnathiformes; Callionymidae. Gene Ontology annotation, molecular function: G protein-coupled receptor activity.
GUCUUGAGUAGAACCAAAGCAGAAUACAUGCCGCAAAUGAGAGUGAAAACAGAUGCAUAGUUAAGAUUAAGAUUAGUAAUAUGUGAGUGAUGACACAUGAGAGUGUUGGAUCGAGAUCAAAAUGGGUGAGGAGCGUGCAGAUGACUGUCAGGGGUGAGAGGGUUAGAAUGAAUGAAUGGGCAGUUGUGAGGCCUGCCAUGAUGCAUCGGUUGGUGACAGUUGCUCUGGCAGAAAGACAGGAAACAGAGUUAGGAGUGGCAUAGUUGGUGAUGAUCAGGUUUUCACUGAGAGUGAUUAGGAAUGACAAGACUAGAAAACGGAAUAUCGGAGGGACAGCUAAUAUGAAAAACCUGGGAGACAACAGGAGGAUUGGCUCAGAUCUGGGAACAUUUGGAAAGAAGAAUGCUAGAAACAAAGGAACCAGUCAAAAGAAGAAGAGAAAAGACAACGAUGAGGUUCUUGAAUGUGCUAAAGGAGCAGGUGGAAAUGAGAAGUGUGACAGGAUGCUGAAUUUUUAUCAAAAAAGUCAAGUCUCAAAUAUAUCAUUUGGGAAUAUCCUGUCAACUUGAUGUGUUUACAAAUGAAUAUGUACCUUGUUCUCUUGAAUGUGUUUUCUUCCUGCAAUGAAUCCUGAAAGGUAUUUAAACAGAGCAAAUGCUUUGAUGGUUUAAUUGACCACAUACAAUUUUCCCAUAUGUACAGUAAUCCUUCAUGCAAACAUUAGUGAAAGGAUUCAUCAGUUGUCUCAAAGUUGCUUUCAAACUAAGGUGUUUCAUUGAUGAUUUGGGCCAUUAGGUUAUUAUAUCAUUUGUCUUCAUUGCUGAGUUCGAUAUUCUGUUCACAAACUUCAAAUUAAUAUUCGUCACCCUCUUCUUCACCUUCGUCUCCAACACUAUCAGUUCCCACCUCCUCGUAGUCCUUCUCCAGAGCGGCCAUGUCUUCACGAGCCUCGGUGAACUCUCCCUCCUCCAUUCCCUCGCCCACAUACCAAUGAACAAAGGCCCUCUUGGCAUACAUGAGGUCGAACUUGUGGUCCAGUCGAGCCCAGGCCUCAGCAAUGGCUGUGGUGUUGCUCAGCAUGCACACAGCUCGCUGCACUUUGGCCAAGUCUCCUCCAGGAACCACAGUGGGCGGUUGGUAGUUGACCCCAACCUUGAAGCCAGUGGGACACCAGUCUACAAACUGAAUGGUGCGUUUGGUCUUGAUGCUGGCGAUCGCUGAGUUGACGUCUUUGGGCACCACGUCGCCGCGGUACAGUAGGCAACAUGCCAUGUACUUCCCAUGGCGAGGGUCACAUUUCACCAUCUGAUUUGAUGGCUCAAAACAGGCAUUAGUGAUGUCUGCCACUGACAGCUGCUCAUGGUAAGCCUUCUCUGCAGAGAUGACCGGAGCAUAAGUGGCCAGAGGGAAGUGGAUACGUGGAUAUGGUACCAGAUUGGUUUGGAACUCUGUCAGAUCCACGUUCAGGGCUCCAUCAAAGCGCAGUGAGGCAGUGAUGGAGGAGACUAUCUGCCCUAUCAGCCUAUUAAGGUUGCUGUAGGUGGGUCGCUCGAUAUCCAGGUUCCUGCGGCAGAUGUCAUAUAUAGCCUCAUUGUCCACCAUGAAGGCGCAUUCAGAGUGCUCCAGGGUGGUGUGCGUGGUCAAGAUGGAGUUAUAUGGUUCCACCACUGCAGUGGACACCUGAGGUGCAGGGUAAACUGCAAACUCCAGCUUGGACUUUUUCCCGUAUUCGACAGAGAGACGCUCCAUCAGUAAAGAGGUGAAACCAGAGCCAGUUCCUCCUCCGAAGGAGUGUAAUAUAAGGAAACCUUGAAGUCCUUUGCACUGGUCAGCCUGAAAUGUUGAUGUAACAAUGAGCAAGAAUAUUUUGAGCAACUAAAACAGUGCUGUCUUCACUCACCAGCCUUCGGGUCCUGUCGAGAACGAGAUCAAUGACUUCUUUGCCAAUGGUGUAGUGACCUCGAGCAUAGUUGUUUGAGGCGUCCUCCUUCCCAGUGAUCAUUUGCUCCGGAUGGAAUAGCUGGCGGUAUGUUCCGGUACGAACUUCAUCUGUGCACCAAGAAACUUAUAAGGUCACGCAAGGUUGAUUGCAACAUGAGAAAUAAUAAACCAACCUAUGACUGUAGGCUCCAAGUCAAAAAAGAUGGCUCUGGGAACAUGUUUACCAGCUCCAGUCUCACUAAAGAACGUGUUGAAGGAGUCGUCUCCCCCUGCUGUUGUUUUGUCGCUUGGCAUCAAACCAUCUGGUUGGAUACCAUGUUCAAGGCAGAAGAGUUCCCAGCAUGCAUUGCCAAUCUGGGUUCCAGCUUGACCGAUAUGAAUGCUGAUACACUCACGCUGUUUAAAGAGAAAUAAUACUUUCAUCAUUAUUUUCAGAGGAUUGUGUUAUUGCCAAUGAUAUAGAAUAUUCCCCCCAUCUGGCAGGAACCAUCUACAGAUUGGCAGGCUACAUGACUGCCAGAUGGUUUUGUUGUACUGUAACCACACAGCUUUUCUCACAAUCCUCUUUCCCACGCACUGCAGCUUUUAAUGGCAUCUGUCUAAAUUGUAUAUGAAUAAUAUUAAAAAAACAUACCAUUUUGAAAGAUGUCCUGUCACCGCUGAAUUAUAGGACCCUGUGAUGCCUUUGCUUCCAACUAUUCUUGUUCCUCCUUCUCCGUUUUUGUUUUUUUAGUGAGUAUUUCCUAAAACAUUCCUGUUUCAGUUAUUGACCCCAGAUCAUAGGCUGACAGACCCAAAGUUUGCAUGCAGUUCUUUUUUAAGGUUGACAAAAUGCAAUUCCGAAUAAAGUCAACUACACAGCACAUAAAGACAAUACAAAGUAAAACAAAGACGGAGGAUUGAGGACUCACAUGUACGAUGUAACAAAGACAGGGCAGCACGUCAAAAUAGUGAAUACAUUGUUUGGAAAAGGUUGGUCUUGCUACAGCAAAUUCUUUUUUCAGCCAAACGUUGCAUUAUAUUGUUGCAUUUUUUUGGAAAGAGUGGUGGCAUAGGGCAGGUGCUAUAACUACAUGAAUGAGGCCAAUAUUUCAAAAGUCAGGUGAUAUUUGGGUUAGAAGAGUUGUCCUUAAAAUAAGCAGAGAGACUUUCUGGGUGACUUUUGUCACAGCUUCUCCUCUCCAAUGCAUUAAUACGUUCCUGUUUGUUUGAAUUAGAAAGCCAAGAGUAACGCCGCCUGUUUGAUGCGAACUUUCAGGCCAAAAGUUUCCAACACAGCAGUGAAUUGAUCUCUGCAGAGUGGCAACAAGGGGAGGAGCCUUAUAUGCUCAGCGGCACGAUUAGAACGUCCGGCCACCACAGAGUUCACCAUGUCUUCUCUGAUCCUGAAGCUUGUUUACCUGCACCUAAAGUAGUCCUCAAAUAGUGGGGAGGGGUCUAAGUUUAUAGACAAAUUAUAGUACUAACAGGCAGCAGAGAGCUGGGGGAGUGCAAAAACUCAUGAAUCAACACAAUGACUUGGUCUGUGUUGCGUUUUGACAGCUCUAGUUUAGAACUUCUUUUUUCCAUUGUUUCUUUACGACAAAUUGCAUUUUAUAAUUGAGAAUCUUUUCAUCAUUCGGAAUUGAUACAUGUUGAGAAGUAAAUUAUUUUGCGGGGAAAUUCAUUUUAGUAUUUGAAAUACAUAUUUUUGAAAGUCAAUAAUUCGGCAAGUCCCUGAAAUGACUAAAUCCUUCCAACAUUGUGUCGUUAUACUAUUAACCCUUGGAGAAGUCACAGACUGCAGAUAUCGUCUCUGGCAACACCGGGUCUGCUGUAAUGCUUGUGGAACAGGGUGUCUUGGUGCCAUGUGUGCUGGUGGAAGCCUUUAUUCUCAAACAUGACAUCACUUCCUGUGAGAAGCACAGAAUUGACAAAACAAACAAAAAUCACACCUUUCCCAUUGUCAUGUCCACAGAGUGUUCACGCCCCUGGCGGAACAAUGGUGAAACAAGGCGAACAAAUGACUCCAAAAAGGCGAGUGAUCUAAUAAGUGCCUCACCGUGGCUAGUGUUCUGUGUCCGGAACACCUAACCCAAUAAUGGUCUGGACAGAGACCAAACGCAGCCAGAGACAGGACUGGAACCAAGACAAAACACACGCACGCAUGCACACAAAAAAAGCUUCAAUCCCCAACUAGGAGACUCAUACAGGAGAAGCAGGUAUGCUGCAAUCUUUCAUCAAAGCAUUUUUGGUGAAUGUAGUGUGCCAGACUGAUGUUGCAGGUUGGAUGAGCUGUUUCACUGCUGGCUUGAGGAGGGGUGCGAUGUGCCACGAAGGGGCUUGAAUAAAUUUCCGUCAAGAUACCAAAAUACAUUUGUGGAAUUGAGGAUGGAUUGAUAGAAAUCUUUUUAUUUUUGACAAUAAUUUAAGAAGCAGGAAAAUAUUAGGUGCCAGACCUCCCUUCCAUCUUCAUUCAAAGCAAGAUGCUGUACAUUUGUCAUUGUGGCACAGAUUGAUGUGUGUUAAGUUUCCUUAUGUUUCUGAAGUUAACAGUUCAUCACAAGAAAAGUCAAAACCAUUCUCAGAAAGUCAGUGUACUGGUCCAAUUCAAGUGUUUUUGAUGGGGCUCAUGCAUAUUUUCUUAUGUAAAUCUUUAAUAUCAUAUUACAAUAGGGAUCCACUACCAUUUUAAAAGACACUCCAAUCAGUAAAUAGUUGCUCUUUGACAAUAAGGCGCAGCAGGAAACCCUGUCGACAAUCCAGUUUGCCUGCCAGUCUGUGCAAUGGUAUUUUGGUAUUUUCAGUGUAACCAAGCAUCAGGCUUGGUCGCAGACUACAAAAGGUUCAGAUGAGACACUUCUGUUCCCUAGCAUGGUUCCAACUCCAGGGCUUGUGAGCAUCCUUUCAGCAUUUGUGUUGGUUUGCGGAGGACUUCCAGAUGUUGGGGGAACUCUUUGAGAACAUGUGUUAACAGGAGACUUGUGGAACCCACUUUCCCAUUCUGGCUCUGCAGAGCUUGGUCCACUGCAUCACGAGCCGAUGAUGCUUUGUACUUGCCAGCAGACACACUCUGCAGCCUCUUAUUCCAGCCCUGCAGCGUCACCAGCUGGGCGAGAUUCUAGAAGUAAACAAUAAGGAAUCAGCGAUCGUUUUCGUCACAUUCUCUUCAGCACACGCCUUACUCUGUCCUUGGUGUCCUGCAGAUCUGAGAAGGAUUGCUGAAGGGCAUCACAGGCAGCCUGCAGCUCCUUCAGUUGUUGUCUCCGCAGAUCAAGCCUGUUAUUCAUACUUACAUGGCUCUUCUGCAGUUCGCUAACGGCAGUCCCAAAAUUGUCAAUAUCCUGCAGAGAAAUGUACGUGAGGAAAGUUUGACAUUGCUGGUAAUAAGUCUUAACUGAGAAUGUAGUCUGCUAGUUCAACCUUGUGAGUUUCCUGGAGCUUGCGCUUCAUGCUGCUGAGGACGAGGGUUUGCCGAGCACUGGUCAUCUGCUUCUGAGAGAUUCGCAUCAUUGAGACAUUACGCUCGAUGAGGGAGCCCCACUUUGAUGCUGUUUCCUCGCUUUUGCUGAGCAGGUAUUCCUGGUGCUUUGUCAGCUGGCUCAGAUGCACCUUCAUCAACGACCAUCAAAACACCGUUUAUUUUUCCAAUAAAGGAGUCAUUAUUAGUGCUUGGUUGGAGUGAAGUUCGGGAUCAGCCUUUAAAGUACAGGAGCUACGGUGACGUCUAAGGUUACUAAGCUUUGUAAGAGAUCAUUCCAAUUGUGCCAAAAGAGACAGUUAGUGGUGAUGAAUACCAUUUCCAUAAAAUCUCACUGAGCUGGAAUAUUAAACACACAGCGGAAAUAGCAUUUCAAAAACGACUAUAAGCUACUGCGGUGUUGUUCUAUAUAAUAGCCUAUUUGUAUAUUUGGUGCGGCAUUGACCUCCAUGCGGUGGAUCUCAGUUUUCAUCAUCUGAAUUUCAGUCUGUACUUCGGACCCAACAUUCAAAGUUUCUUUAACCAGUUCCGUCUUCUUCUCCCACAGCACAACCUGUGGUCUGAGGGAAAACAUUAAUAACUUGGGUAGAUGAGGUUUCAUGAAACAGAGGCUUGAUUUUCAGAGGCCAGUCUGUUGUGAGAUGAUUGGACUUGGAGCAACUCAUUCAAUGAAACCUCACAUUAUUUCUAAACCAAGAGUGGCAUCUAAAAAUUGGUAUCAUCAGCCCUGCCAUACUGUUUCAUGAUACCUCAUCCACCCAUCACUCGCGUAUGGUGUAUUGCAAAGGAAAAUGAAAUGCACGAUUGCAGACAUCACAUACAGUAACAUCAAUGUCAGUAGGGCAUUUCCGGCAUGAAAUGGAACAUAUUCUGAUUAUUCAUUGCUUAUGCGACAAUACAGUCAAGCUUUUUUAUGUUGUAGCAAUGCUUCUGUGCUAGUUCUAAAUGUCUACACUACUAGACAAAGUCAGGUCAAGAGGAUCACUGUUCAAGGCCACUGGGACAGCGACGGUCUCUUGGUGUGUGUGUGUGCGUGGGCAUUGACUCAAACUUACUCAGCCUCCAGCAAACUUCCAAGUAAUGAUUCCUUUUCCUCCUGGGUUCGCUCCUUUCUCAUCUGGAUUUCUAUGGUCUCCCGUUCUUCUACCUAAAAUUACAAAGUAUAUUCACUGCUGACAACAAAGGUUAAGUCAUGACUGGUAUUCAGCGGUGAGACCAUGAAUCCCGACAACAGUGAUGAUGGCUAGUUUCCACUGAACACUAUGGUGGAGUGGUGUGGCACUGAGGUGAACUGUUCAAUGGAAACAGAAGAAUCUUGACUUACUGCAGAAGAUAUAGUGUCACAGUCAUUCAAAAGCAUACUCAAUCACUGAUCUGUGUUGAGGAAAUAAAACUUUGGGCAGAAGUUCAAGGCUCACGACGGCAGGCAUGGCUGAUCACUCUUGCUGUCUGGUUGACACGUGUGUACUGCACCCGCCGUGACAACAUGUCAGAAUGUGUGGAGAUGUGUUGUGGCGACUCUUUAAAUAACAGUAGUUUACAUCAAAGUAUGUUUCAUACAGAUCCACUGACCUGCAACAUGGAAAACAACAUUCUUCACCUUCAGUUUGUGAACUAUGUCCGACUCCAUGAGUGCGUUCCCCUGCUCCAGGGCCAUGCUGCGCUCUCCAUUCUUGUUCAGUAGGCAGUUGAGCUUCAGCAAGUCUCCCUGCAGCAUUUUGGUGGAACUGGACAACUCUUGGUCUUCCACCUGCUCCAUCUUGACUUGAUCUGUAGAGAAUUGCAUUCUUUCAUCACAUCUGCCAGAAAGAUAUUUGCAGCUUCGUAAGUCUACCAAAAGUACAAAGACAAUAUCAGAACUGUAUACAAUGUUGAGGCGGUUUAACAAAAGAGCUGGAUAUAACUAUAUUUUUCUAAAAAAAAAAAAAGGGGUCAGUGUUUUCCUAAAGGCUGCUGAGCAACGUCAGUUGAUCCUUUUGAAUUGUCUCUGCCUCUCCUGGCCCAUCCCCACCAGUACAUGCUGUAGCUAUAAGGUAUUACAUACACACACACAGUGCAGUAUUCAGAGAGUAAUACAUUGUUUAAUUCUGAAUUAAAAAUAGCUCCUCUGUGUCCAGGUGAAAUGGUAUGCAGUGUUUGGAGGGUCCCCGCAGCCAUAUCUUAAUAGAUGGGCUUGAAAAGAAAGUGGGCGUUUCUGCAGGUGUUGGUUCCCAUCUUUCUUGGUGUGUUGCCACAUUAUUUUCGAGAAUUUAACCAAGAACUAUGUCGUCACCAAAAUCUGAGUUUUAGAUUUUCACCUAAAUGUCUCUCUGUUCUCUAGUUUCAUCAACCACUAACUCAGCGCUCUUCCCCCAACGUUGGUGGAUUCUCCAUCGAUUGAGGCUUCAUGAAACAGCCACCAGAUGGCGCUCUCUGCUCUGAAAUCUUUGGAUUCAAACAACCAUUCCAAUGAAACCUUGGAUCAUUUUUAAACCAACAGCACCAUCUGGUGGGCUCUGAACAUUAGGACACUGUUUCAUGAAGCCUCAUCAGCUCCUCACUACUGCAAACCAUCAGGUGUUUGAAAAUCUGUGUUUCCACCUGUGCUUUGUUUGUCUCAGCAAAUUUACAGACAGGACACCAGAGGGCACCAGAGAAAUAAACUUGCAUUCAGUAGCUGACCCUAAUCCGAAACCUAGUCAGAUGAAUAAUCCCCAGACCACUGACUUACUCUCGAGAGAAAAGAUCUUCUGGUUCCUAACACUGUACUGCGUCUGCCUCGUGUGCAUCUCUUUGCUGUUCAUCUGCAGCUCCCUCAUCAGAGCGACGAGCGUUUCCUGCCUUUUCGUCCAGACCAGGUUGUCAUUCUCAAUAACAUCUGUGACCUCCUUUAUCUGCGCCAAUAUGGCUUCCACCUUGAUUUGGAGAGGACUGAGGUCUUCCACCUGAGUGAGUGUUUCAGUGACGGCGUUAAAUCAGAGUUCAUCUGAACCAUAACUACCCGGUGACAAUGCUCACCCCAGUCCUGGCAACUAUCUCUCCAAUUUUCCUGUUGAGAUUGGUGAUGGUGGUCUGCUUCUGCUCGAUGAGGGUCAUGCAGGAAAACAUCUUGGAAUCGUUUGCAGACACUGUAUUGAGGCACCUGGAAACCUCAUCAUCCAGAGUCUUGAGUGUCAUUGUGAGGCUUUGAAGCGUUUGGCUGAGCUCUGCUGCGUCCAUGCCGACGGCUUCAAUGUCUUUCUCCAGCUGCUUCAGUUGGAAGUUCUAAUAGGAAGACGCACAUUACAUAAGAAGGUAAUGGGCAACGUUCAAAUCUGGGAGAGGAUGAAUUCUAUGUGGGCUGGUACACUGUGGUGCAUUUUUUUCAUGCUGAUAUCCAAGUGGGAAUAGCAAAAGUAAUAAAAUCCCUAUUAAUGAUGGUUCUCAAUAAGCACCUUGACUGUUUUGCUAACUGUUUUGGUGAAUUAUAGUAAAUUUCAUGGUCAAAUUUUGGUGGUGCAGAAUUUGUUUUGGUUUGUUUCUAUGGUAGUUGCAAUCCUGUGCCAGAAGUUUUCAUUUGGAAUAUUGGAGUUGUCAACUACACUAACACGAACACUAACUAAAAGAAAACUAAGUCCAUGGGUUGGAGCUGAGCUCUCAAACUGCAUUAUCAGACGUACACUUCAUGUAAAAGCUCUUAACUAAACUCGAUCCAGUAAUUUUGUUAUGAGUUUUCAUUCAGGAUUCUUAGAGUGAGAAAAAAAGUGUUUAAAACCUCCAGCACCUGAUGUGCUCUCCUGUUGUGAGUUGUGUCUUAGCUUGUUGUGAUGUUCCCUUCGUUUUAGCACGUGCGAUCUCGCAAGAUUUCUGGCUAUGAGGACAUGAUUCACCAUCGCUGGUGAGGCAGAAGCGUUUGGGCCAUCAGUGAUAUCGCACACAUAUGGGUCAACAGCAGACCUUUCUCUGACAGAUAAGAACGAGUAUGAAAAUCCCAGUGUGUGGCCCUCUUUAGGUGUUUUACCGUGUCCUCCUUCAUGGAGACAAUCUUGUCGAUGAGAAGUUUGGAGUACUUGGCCGCCAUGGAAUGAGUCAGAUUUUGCUGCAUGUGGUUCAUGAUCUUGUUCUCCAACUCCAGGCGUUUGGCGUUGGCCCUCUCCAGCUGCUUUCUCUGGUCAACCAGCUCAGACUGGUACAUGCUACCCUCCUGAUGUGAGGUACCCAAAACAAACGGUUAAAAAAACAACACGAGGACACAAGCAGCCUAACAAUGUAGUUAUUUAUAUGUAGUUAUUUAUAUUAUUUUAUUAUCAUCCCUUUCUUGCAUACUUUAACAGUUGAUUCAACAUUGCCAUUCAUCUUUUUGUAUUCACGCCACUUUUCCUCCAGUAAAAAAGUGAAAGCGUAAUAAAUGGGGGCUGCCACAUGUUUUCCCUGUGAAGCAUGAUUUCUCAUUCACGCUGAGGCUUACCUUGUUAAGUCGCUUCAGGGUCUUCUCCGUCUCCCGUGUGCUGCGGACAUACGUGCUGAACGUCGUCUGCAGAGCUCUCAGCUCCAUCUGCUUCUGCAUGAUGGCUCGACUGGCAGUGGCGCAGUGCAGCUGGGACAGUUUCAGUUGCAAGGUCUGGGAUUCGUUCAGCUCCUGCUCCUGGGUGAUGAGCUUCCUCAAGCCUUCCUGUUCCCUGUCCUGCAGGCUCAGCUGCUGCUCCACCAUACUGGAGGUGGGAAAGAGACACUAAUAUAUCCACGCUGACGGUGCUCCUUCUUUACACCAAUGCAGUCUGUUGCACCUGAGCGUCUCCAACAGCGCGCUGAAGGACUCGUCUUGUUUUCUCAUGUGAACCAGCGUGUUGUUCCACUGCUGCAUCAGCUGUUUGCGUUCCAUCGCCAGGGACUCCAAAUCUAUCUUUGUCUGCACAGACCCGAAACCACGCAAGAUUUGAUCUACACUCUCAGUUGGUCAAAUGGUACUUGGAGGCUUGAACAAGGCAUGUUGCCUUAUGUUUAGACGUAGCCAGCCAUUUUUAGAAACAACACUCAUCAUAAACUGGUUUCCUUCAGAGCAGCAGCAGAAAUGAUGCUCUGAAUGUUUGAAUUUGCAAAUACAGUGGUACCUCGGUUUGGGAACGUCCCGGACUUCGAACAAAUCGGAGUUCAAACAAAAAUUUCGAGAUUUUUUUGCUUCGGAUUUUAAAUGAAAAUCCAGAACUCAAACACCCCCGAAAAAAGCUGGAAAAAACAUAACGUGCGCGGACCGAUCAGCUGACCCGCGACGCGCUUUGUUAUUGUGUAUAACGCAGCCUCUGUAUGCAGACGUGUCCCGUUAGCUACAUUUACUGACUGUUUUUUCUUCAUAUUGAGGUGUAAAACCUUUGCUGUCUCCACACUGGACCGUGGUAGAGUGUCACAGGGGAGGUGCUCGCUCUCCACACCUCGGAGGCUGGAGCGCUCACUCCAGGGUUUGAUGUCCUGUAGUCGGCUGGAGCUGGGACAGGGAUGGGGCGAGUCUCUUGGUUUAUGACUUUGUCACAGCCAAACUGCACAGAAGCGCACAUUCAGAGCUGGACACGCACCGGGCACCUCUUCACUUCUGGAGAGGCGUCACUCACUUGGCAACCCCUCCCACAUCGAACGGCUGUCUGGAACGGAUUGUGGUCGAGAACCGAGGUACCACUGUACAGGUGGUUUCUGAUUUGCGAGCGUGCCGUCAGCUUCUGGUGACACUGCCACCUACAGUUUUGGAAUGUCCUGGUGGCAGGCAUUAGAUUAGAUUAGAUGUAGAUUAGAUGGCCUUUGUUAGUCCCACAGUGGGGAAAUGCAACAUGGGUUGGUGUGAACCCAGUGUUUUCUGUAAAACAGCAGAUGUGUGCUGAAUUAGUUGGACGGGGUGAAAUGUCCAUCAUUGUCUAAACCUAUUGGGGGUGCAACAAGAAUUUUCUAAAUCUACUGCGAUUUUUUUUUUUUUUUUUUUUUUUCUUUUUAAAUCUGUCAGACACCCCAUACAGAAGAUUAGUUAGUCCGUUUUCUGCACACCAAACACAUUAAGAUUGAAUAUCUGUCAGGCUGUCGUGGUGGCGCUGCGCCUCAUGUAUGUACAUACAUGUGGGGAAACCCUGGUGUUUGGUCUGACCACUCUCCAGCAACAGCUAAAUCGCACAUUCCCUCCGUAUCUACCUAUGUUUGCAUGUGUAGUGUGGCAGGUUGUGACUUAGCCUCACGAGGGGCGACCAGGAUUUCAAACACAAUGUCCAAAAUAGUAGCUCGAGGGAAAAAUGGUGGCCCGAAAUGGCCCAGAAAUUGCUGUGUGUCAGCACAGCUUGGAAGCAAAAACAAAAUUAAUGUUUUUUGAGUUGAGUGUAGUUGACCUUUCUCUCAUUAUCCCACUAUGAAUCGGGAAGUAAAUAACUUGCUUGUGAGGACAUCACAAAUUGCACUUAAUCAUCCCAUAACUCCUGACGGUUACCUCCAGAAGAGCCUCUUUCGCAGACCGAGUCUCCCUGUUUUUGUCAAUGGUCAAGGCCUCGUACAGGGCGAUCUGCUCGUUCAGUCUCUCCAUCUCCUUUAUCAGACCGUUCACGUAGCGAUCCUGUCAGCAGAGACCUUUGGUCAGAGAACACAGACCCUGACAUGGACCGGCCACACGCGACGUCUCGCUGGCCACCUGCUUCUGCUUCUGGUCUUCAGCCUGAGCCUUCUCCACAUUCUCUUUGUUGUUCUUGUUCUUCAAGACCUUGACGUUGGAUUGGAGCUCGUCACUGGUUUGUUGUGUGGACAUGAGCUGCAGCGUCAGGUUUUCCAUCUCUUUGCGUAGUUUGGACUCUAGAGAAGAUCCACAUUAGAAAAAAAUCAGAUGAGAAAAUUAUGUGAUUUAUAAAACUCAUCAUCACAGGCGUAAAGUGUAGAACGAUGUCAGAAACCGAACUAAACUGAUGUUGGCUUCCCUGCCAUGUGAGGCACCACAUGACAUUGACAGAGGCACCAGGUUGUGGUCGCCAGCCAUAGAGGAGAUGUCUGUUCUUCCUCUAGUCUCCCAGGUGACAUCCUGAAGAUGUGUGCGUGAAGAAGAAAUGUAGUUACUCUGACAGUGAAACAGUACCGUUUUCUCUCGCACUCAUGACUUGGCCAGUGAGAACUGAAUCCUUCAUGGUCUCCAGUGCUUCUUGAACUUCCCGACGAUUUAAUUCAGCUUGGACUUUGCUCUGAUGGUAAUGCACAAGCCGAUUUUUCGAUCUGUCCAACAGCUUCUGAAUCCUGAACUUCUCUGCGCCCAUCUCCUCGUCGUUGAUGGUGUCCACCUUCUCCAGGGCCAGCUGGAACCAUGCAAGAGAGUUAGUCACUGCCUAAACCAGUGAUUCUUAACCAUGAGCUUGGUCUCGUUUGAAACAUGAUAUUGAGGAUAGAGGAUCAGGCUCAUCGUCCUCAUUCAUAUCCGGACCGUCCACAGGAUCAUCGCGCUCCGGACCUGCGUCGCUCUGGAAAGGGAAAGAUGGAAGGGGAACCUUAUGGAUCUGACUCUGCUGAUAUUUGAUAGUAUGCUAUCAAUGCGUUAGAUAUUAUUGCACUUCAUCCCAAAGUAUUCCAAACCUAGUGUAACAUUUGGAUAUUUCAGAGGUUAUAUCUCACCAUUCUCAAAAAAACAUCUAAUGAAAUUGUAUUAUGACACUUCUGAAUAUCACACUGCCACAGAGAAAUGAAAAUAAAUUGUAUAAAUAACAGAAACUCAAAAGGCAGCAGGAUUGAAUUGAAACAUAAACGCCAGUUAUGAUUAAAGAAGGGCAAACAGGAGCGCAAAGUGAUGAAAGUCGAUAGUGCCUUUGAUCUUAUGAUGCACCAAUUGAGACUGUAGGUGGAGCAGGCUGACUUGGGAAAGGCAACCUGCGUGCAGGAAGAGGUAGAUGCAUUUGAAAUGAAAAAUGCAAAUAGUCAAACCAGAUUAGUGUGGAAUGGCUUGGUAUGAAGUGUGUUCCAUUCUGUUAUUGUACUUCUUUUGUUUCUUUCAUCAAGCUCGUGGUUUACGAUGAUUUUAUAUGGUGUCACGUCACAAGGUUGCUGUUCCAGUCCCAUGUCAAGGUGUCCCACACUAUGCAACAUCCUAUCACUGUGCUUCAUGUAUAUGCUGACGACAACACUUUUUAAAAUGUGUCGCUGUCAGGAGCACAGGAAAUAAUAAUAAAAAAGAAUAUGCUGGAUCCAGAUCUGGAUCACUCUCAACGUUGAAUCAUUGCUUCCUAGUCCCAUUUAAUAAAUGGUCUGAAAACGUCAUCAAAAUCCUUCCACAACUUUUCAUUUUUUAACACGAGGCCAUGGCGUCAAAAACAUACGUGGUAAUAACAGAAGCAUCACCACAUAAGGCCGGUUGACAGACUCUCCAUUUGCACCUUAAUAAUGGUGAUGGAACUGAAUCGACUUCUAUUUUUGGCAGAAUGGUGAGCGAUGAAGUGCAUUUUGACCCAGCAGAACACGGCACAGUCGGGAGACUUCAGUGCUUCACUUGGCCGACUCUUCUAAUGUUGGCCUGUAGACUAAACACCACUGUAAGAUCUGGGCUCAUACCAGUUGGUAAAGGACUGUAGAGGCUGAACUCCAGGCUGGAGAGGAGCCAACGCUCAUGGACUACAAAUAGAAUGGCCAACCGUGUUCAGAAACGGAUGCUUGAAUUGCAUGUGUAAUACGUGGAGUAUGCCGUUGUUUAUCUGGUAUACGCGGUUUAAGAGCCCAAGUCGAAGCGUUUCCCAUCCGACAAAAGCUCCUUCCAAAGCCUCCUCUUUGUGUCAUCCUCCCUGCGCUGCGUCUCCUUUAGGCCCUGGAAUGCUCUGUUUAAACGCUUUAUCUGACUGGAGCUCGUCCAUCUCCGUAACAGCAGCUCUGCUCCAGUCUAUCUGGCGAACAGCGUGGUACCUCCAGGACUGUGUUUAGAUCUGAGACGUGUAUGGCGUCAGUUGUGAGUUAAAACACGCCAACGUUUUGGAUGUAUAUGUUCCUGUUGGUUGAUGCCUGAUCUGUGGGGAAUUCAUCUUCUGAAGUGUUGUUGAGUGGCCGUAAGCUCUCAUUGGCAGAAGCGCCUGACUCAAGAAUGAUCAGUGAUCAGUGAUGUUCCUGACCAUAACAGAGGCUUGUGCUUUGGCUCCCUGGUGCUCUCUGCUUCCCUGUGCUUCAAAAAAUUGUCUGUUAGAGUUGUGAUCUAUUUGCCCUGGAACCAAUGUUCCCUCUCAUGUGUCUGAGUAAACACACAAACUCUCUGAGCGGUGACUUGGACCACUGUGAGUGAGCGGUCAGUGUCCGCUGUGGUGACUGCUGUCGUAGUAAGGAAUGGAGCAUGUGUGAAAUUUAGAAAUAAAAAAAUGUAGAAAUAAAAGCCAAAUAUCUUUGCAUUGUAUAGAUUCUUUACAUAAUUGUUCAACUGAAUCAUAAUGUAACAUACAUAUGAACAAUCUUCCAAUACAAUAAGUAAACUAACUCUAGUCAUUGAAGUCACAUGACACCAAUGAGGGCGCUGAACAUUAAAGAACUUCACACAACUUUUACAAAUCCUUUCUCAAACUGAUGGAUGCAGCACAGGAAUCUGUCUGUUGUGAGGUCUGUUUUUGUCCACUUGAGGCUGCCGUAUUCUGUGAGCGCUCGUCGUGGAUCCAGCUAAAAUGAACAAGACACAGGUUUCUUUCUCUGACUACACUGUUAAUGUCCUCACCUGACUAGAGAGUAAUCUCUGGAACCUUGCUGUAGCUGUAGGGUCCAUAAUGUAUGUAGCGGACGGUGGUCUGAAGCACCAUAGUCCGGAAAUUGCGGUGAUUCAUAUUCAAUUCAGGAUUAAUUUUGGUGGCGCAGCCAAGAUAUUCUUGUGCUGAGAUGCACCUAUGUUCAACGACACCAAGAAGGUCAAAGCAGCCCCGGCUCUGAACUGGAAAGGGAUGUGAUGGACAGGAUGUAGGGCUUUGCCUCAAGUGGAGCAGCGUCUGUUUUUUUGCGUUUUGCUGAUGAAUUAGAGGCCGAUAGGGAAGAAGCGCUAAUGUUCCAUUAGGCUAAGGUCCAUUCCCUAAAGUGCUUCUGUUCUAAACAAUGAAGUCAUGCCUGAUGAAAUAAGGUCGCUGAUUUUACGUGGGUGAUAGAAAUCCCAUCCAAACAUCAAAAAAUAUUCAAAUAAAUCAAUCUCAAAUAUUUAUAAAAUAGUUCGCCCCCCAGAUGGAGAAGUGAGGGCCGACUUCCUGGAACACUGGGAGAGUCAUGCAGCCCUGGCUGUGGUGGGAAAAAUCAUGUUGUAAACAAAAGGGACUCACUUGAUCCAAAGAGAUUUCCAAGUUCUAUGCCAUAGUCUUCGGACUAGGACUGAGCAGAUCAUGUCUGUUGCACCAACCUCACCCUGGCUCCACAGUGAGGCCAGUAGUGUGGCAAAACCACGAUGUAACCGUGGGAACCUCAAACAGGGCAGCCUGUCUGACACAUUUAAUAGUUGAUGUAAGUGGAAUUACGCCGCCCGAACCAACCAACCUUGCUCACCUUGUUUCUCAUUUCUGUACCGACACUAUACACACCAUAGUUGAAUGCACUGCGCUAAAGUCUGUUCCAGUUCAGACACUCGUCCAGGCCAGUUUUUAAUGCUUGAACAGUUUGAGAACUCAUCGAAAUAAACCGUACUCCAGUCAAUUCAAUGCUUUUUCAGGUCACUUUGGAAUGAUCUUCAAUGUUCAAAUGGAAUGUGUCUAAAUUACUUUAGUGUACUCAUGCAUUGCCAUGUGUUCCGUGUGUGGUCAUGUUAGUACACUGGGUACUGUAUAAAUUGAAGACGCGUGUGAGUCAUGUGUUGUUACUUGUUUUGGGCAGGACUCUCAAACCAGUAGGGCAGCAGUGGGUGCAGGUUUUUGUUCCAGCCAAUCACUUUAUCACCAGUCAGGAGUCUGAAGGCUGGCAUCAGUUGACUGGUUAAACUGUGCGUGUUUGAUGGGUUAGAACAAGAACCUGCACCCACUGCAGUCCGUUUGUGGAUGACUUCGACACCCCUGUUAUCGGGGCUCACAGCUGGGAUACUGACAAAUAGCAUGUUGAUAACUGGUUGGUCUGAAGUCUGGAUUGGCCCAAGUCACCGUGAGCGGAGCCGUGGACUCCACCCCAUGCCCUCGGGUAGUGAUGGGCUUCAUGAAACAGUGUCAUUAUUUUCAGAGGCCACCAGAUGGCGCGCUUUGCUCUAAAAUCUUUGGAUUUAAGCAACUGUUUCAAUGAAACCUUUUCAUUUUUAAACCAAAGCACCAUCUGGUGGGCUCUGAAUAUUAGGACGCUGUUUCAUGAAGCCUCAUCAUCCCCUCACUAGGAAGAGGAAAUAGAAUGCUGUCCUGUCAUUCAGCUCAACGGUCCAUUGCACAUGCGUCAGAUGGAAUAUGAAAUGUGGAUCUUUAUGUUAUAUGUUGAUGUGUUGAUGCGUUCUCACUAAGCCUAGUCAAGUUAAAGCUCACAUGAGCAACUACUAAUGGAUGAUCUGACUGGCGGGAGAAGUCAAGGGCGAUGAUCACUGCGUUUAUUUUUAUCUUUUAUCUAUUCAGUCACUUCCUCAUUUCAGAUACAUCCUGGUUGUCGCGUGAUAUCAACUUGUUUUUCUCAAUCGACUCCGUUCACUCAGACCUGUGUUUGAAAUGUUCUCCAUUUAUACUGUGGCUCAGCCUCCAAGCCAGGCUAAUACACAUUGACUUUUUUGCAGCUCGAGUCAAGCGUUUACAGGAAUGGUGGAGUGACAUCCAUAAACAGCUGGGACUUGAUGAUAAUAUUGAUCAUAUUUUUAUUCAUGAUUAUGUUGUAUUUCAUCAGCCUUGAACAGAUUAUCAGAAGUUCUCAAUUUUAGUGUCGUCCAAGUGACAUCCAUCUGAUAACCUGGCUGGAUGGAGAUGAAAAUAGAUGCUAAUGGCGUUCAGUCAUAUUUGUUUUCAUCUUCUUUUUUAAUAGUUAAUUGAUAUAUGAUUUAACAGAUCACAGAAACGCUUGUUUGCUGUUGUUGCAGUGCCUUCGACAGAGUCCCAAAACAGAGUCAUUACAAUAGAUACUACUUGUGUCUGUUGUCCUGAAUCAGACAACACUGAAUGUAUUUUACUUUUCCGUAAAAAUAAACAAGGUGGAUACAGGACAGGUUCUUCAGUCUAGUGUUCACAAUAGUUGACCAGCUCCCCCUGUGUUUACGUCCAUCCUAAACACAUCCCAAACAUCUAGAUGAAUUUGUAUCUGCUGGGCUCUUAUCGUGCGCUUCCAUUCAAGGAGGUGGGCUGUUGGGGGGUGAAGAGUGAGCACACUCUGCUGCCUCUUCAUCAGCACAAGCAGCCACUGCCCUCACUUGCUUCCUGCAGCUGCUUCACUGAACGUUCUUCGACGAGAAAACAUCGACUGAUCUGUGGUCACCGAGAAACCGACGAGAGACCUGGUUGUGGACAUGAAGGUUCCCAGUGGGGUCCAUGUGCACAGCUCUGACCUGAGCUUCGAGAGGAUCUGAUCCGUUCCACAAUAUCAGCGAUGGACUGCGGCAGCUCCUCCCCUCUACUCACAGAGGAGCAGCUCAUCUACGCCAUCACAGUCCCGCUGUCGACGUCCAUCAUCUUGGCAAACCUCGCCAUCAUCCUUGGCAUCACAUGGAACCGGCAGCUUCACAACACACCCAACUACUUCUUCCUCAGCCUCCUGGUGGCGGACAUGUGCACCGGGGUGGCGCUGCCUUUCAUCCCUCUGAUGGGCCUGGAUCGAGAGAUGAGUUUCAGCUCUUGUCUUGUGGCUCACGUUUUCCCCAAUUUCCUCUUUUUGGCGUUUCUGCUGAACCUGGUGAUGGUCCACUAUGAGCGCUACGUUUGCAUUGUCAAGCCGCUGCAUUACAGUAACCUGUGGAUGCAUCGCAGUUUUCCGUUGGCCUUGCUGGUGGUGUGGGCUCCACCACUACUCUACGCAUCUCUACCUGCUUUUGGAUGGAAUAACUGGGCCGGGCCGGACUGGGACCGCUGCUGCCAGGGCGGCUCCAUGCUAAUGCCGCUCCCCAACUGCUCCACCAAUGGAACAGCGUGCUGCUCCUACAGGAGGGUGUUUCCAAACGCCUUCAUUUUCCUGGAGGUGUAUGGGCUGGUCCUGCCUGCUAUUCUCACCAUAGCUGGAAUGACCGGGCGGGUCCUGUGGAUCACCCGCGGCCAGCUGCAGGAUAUCUGCCGCCUGCAUCGCUCCGUGGAGCGAGGCCAGAGCUCGGACUGCGAACAGCGGCUGAACCUGCGCUACACUCGCUGCGUGGUCGCCGUGUCGCUGACCUUUCUGGCCUGCUGGGUCCCCUACCUGAUCUACAUGCACGUCUGCAUCGCUUUCCUCAUCAGCGACACCAGAUGGAGCUCCACCACUCACAUUGUUCUGUCCUGUGCUGGGAUUGGCAGCAUGGCUGUGGUGCCACUGGUGCUGGGUCUGGCCAACAAGCAGUACACAGAACCCGCGUGCCAGCUGCUGCUGAAGAUGAGAGACAGGUGGAGGCGACAGGAGCCCAAAUCAAAUGAGGUCCCCUCCUGAGGAGCAAGGAUUCGUCUUCAGACUGUGGGAUCCUGAACCUGUGAGAGGGAUGUGACCGAUAAAAGGGUCUCUGUUGUUGUUGUUUUUAAUAAUAUCCUGUAAAUGUCCGGCUCGAGAGGAAUAGUAGAAGGUCAAGACAAAAUAUUGACCAGACUCAUAGUUGCUGUCAACCGUCUGAACAAAUAAACUGAAGAAAUAAUAAAGCAACCACCAGCCAUUGCAUCAUCAUCAUCAUGAAACCGUGUCCUUAUUUUCAGAGGCCACCAGAUGGCGCUCUUAGUCUAAAAUGAUGAGCGGUUUCAUUGAAAUUGUUGUUUAAAUCCAGAGAUUUUAGAGCAGACAGCGCCAUCUGCUGCCUCUGAAAAUGAAGACACUGUUUCAUGAAGCCUCAUCAGCCCAUCACUGAAGUUAUUAUCAAGUUUCCAAACCACCAUG